Messenger RNA from Lathyrus sativus (Indian pea), 456 nucleotides. The record is from the annotation of a GenBank genome assembly. Lineage: Eukaryota; Viridiplantae; Streptophyta; Magnoliopsida; Fabales; Fabaceae.
AUGGCGGGCGAAGAAGAGAAUACAGAGUUCUACUUGAGAUACUAUGUUGGACAUAAGGGCAAAUUCGGUCACGAAUUCUUGGAGUUCGAGUUCAGGCCCGAUGGCAAGCUUCGAUACGCUAACAACUCCAAUUACAAAAACGAUACCAUCAUUCGCAAGGAGGUUUACCUCACUCCCGCCGUUCUUCGCGAGUGCCGCCGUAUCAUUUCCGAUAGCGAGAUUAUGAAGGAAGAUGAUAACAACUGGCCGGAACCUGACCGGGUGGGGCGUCAGGAGCUUGAAAUUGUGAUGGGGAAUGAGCAUAUCUCGUUCACAACAUCCAAGAUUGGCUCUCUUGUGGAUGUUCAAAGCAGUGCAGAUCCUGAAGGCCUCCGCAUCUUUUACUAUCUUGUUCAGGAUUUGAAGUGCUUUGUCUUCUCUCUUAUUUCACUUCACUUCAAGAUCAAGCCUAUAUAA